AUGCUUCUGCCCUGCCUGGUGCAGGGCGCGCUGAAGCCGUACACGGGGGCGGCGCCAUCUCUGCCGGAUCGCGCGCCGUUCGGCUUCGGGUCCGCGGCGACGGGCGGCGGGGAGCCCACGGCCAAGAACACGUACCUGGUGGACAACAUGCCGGACCUGCGCGAGGCAUUGAAGAUGGACACGCCGCGCGUCGUGUACGUCAAGGGCGAGAUCGCGGGCGCCCAGAUCAAUGCCAGCUACACGGCCGACUGCCAGUACUACAUUGACGAGGGGAAGCCCGAGUUCAACUUCACAAAGUACGUGCAGAGUUAUGAUGACGAUUAUAUGGCGGAUUUGAAGAAGGCGGCCGAGGCCGGCUCGGAGUUUGAGGGCCAGAAUGCCACGGAGCUGCUGAGCUUGAUGAACCAUCAGAAUGGAUGGCGCUCGGCAGUGCAGAAUGUCCAGAAGAAGUACGAGUCGAUUGACGUGCCGGGCAACCUUACCCUGAUCGGGUGGGACAAGGACGCGUACCUGCACGGUGUCAGCCUGAACUUCAACGUGAAGUCCAACAUCAUCAUGCGGAACCUGCGGCUGUCGUCGCCAAAGGACUGCUUCCCGGCGCCCGAGACGUUCCCGGGCUCGUGGAACGCGCGGUACGACGCCGUGUCGAUGGUGACGACGCACACAGUGUGGUUCGACGGCAACAUCUUCGAGGAUGGCCCCGUGGCCGUGGCGCCGGAAAAGUUCCUUGGCGGCUGGGAGGUCGACCGGUACGAUGGCAUGUUCGACGCCGAGGACGGGUCGGACAACAUCACCUUCUCGCACAACAUUGUCGCGAACCACCACAAGUCGCUGAUGUGGGGUGGAGGAGAGAAGGAGGGCGACCGCGACAUUGGCAAGAUGCACUUCACCAUGUUCGGCAACCACUUUAUGAACUCGCUGAGCCGCAACCCGCUGAUGCGCUUCGGCACCUUCUACAUCCUCAACAACGUCUUCGCCAUGCACACCAGCGACAACAGCUCGUACAACCCGAACUUCAUCUCGCACUUUGGCGUGUACAACCAGAGCCAGGUGCUGCUGGCAGGCAACGCGUUCGAGCACGACGACGCCAAAGAAGCAAGCCGCAUCUUCGUCUACUCUGACCUCGCGACGCCCGAGAACCCCGCCAAGCUGUGCGUGCCGGCGGACUUGGCCAACGCGCCCUCGGCGCUGAAGGCCUUCACCACCGGCAGCACGCUCAACGGCGAGGCGCUGAACCUGACCGAGACGGCCGAGACGGCGUUCGCGUCGUACAUCAAAGAUAGCGACGACUCUGUUGCGGGCGGGCUGGCAACGACGUGCGAGGGCUUCACGGCGCAGGAGGUGCCGCAGAGCUUCAAGAGCGCCGACGAGGUCGCUGCGUAUGUCAAGAAGAACGCGGGGCAGGUCGGGCGCGCGGUGCCGUAA
Aplosporella prunicola CBS 121167 is the source of this 1425-nucleotide messenger RNA. RefSeq names its product polysaccharide lyase family 1 protein. NCBI's taxonomy places the organism in Eukaryota, Fungi, Ascomycota, Dothideomycetes, Botryosphaeriales, Aplosporellaceae. The transcript is spliced from 2 exons. The coding region runs from base 1 to 1425 and encodes 474 amino acids. The record is from RefSeq and is a predicted model, not a curated record. Gene Ontology annotation, molecular function: pectate lyase activity.